AUGAGCGCCCCUCCGGUGAUCCGGCCGCCCAGCCCUUUGCAGCCGGCGGCGGGGGCUGCUCCCGGCGGCGGCAUCUCCUUUCACCUCCAGAUCGGGCUGAGCCGGGAGCCGGUGCUGCUGCUGCAGGACUCGUCGGGGGAAUUCAGCUUGGCGCACGUCCGGGAAAUGGCUUGCUCCAUCGUGGACCAAAAGUUUCCUGAAUGUGGUUUCUAUGGAAUGUAUGAUAAAAUUCUACUUUUUCGCCAUGAUCCUACCUCUGAAAACAUUCUCCAGCUGGUGAAGUCAGCUACUGAUAUCCAAGAAGGAGACCUAAUUGAGGUUGUCUUGUCAGCUUCUGCCACAUUUGAAGACUUUCAGAUCCGUCCCCAUGCUCUGUUUGUUCAUUCAUACCGAGCACCAGCCUUCUGUGACCACUGUGGAGAAAUGCUGUGGGGUCUUGUGCGUCAGGGACUUAAGUGUGAAGGAUGUGGUCUAAACUACCAUAAGAGGUGUGCAUUUAAAAUCCCUAACAACUGCAGUGGUGUACGUAAAAGACGACUCUCAAAUGUUUCCUUAACGGGACUCAACACUAUUCGGACAGUAUCUGCAGAACUCUCACCUACCACCCCAGAUGAGGCCCUUCUGUCUCCUUUCAGCCCUGGCUAUGAGCAAAAGACACCAUCUGAAUCAUUCAUUGGGCGAGAGAAGAGGUCAAAUUCGCAGUCCUACAUUGGACGACCUAUUCAACUAGACAAGAUUUUACUUUCCAAGGUUAAAGUGCCUCACACUUUUGUCAUCCACUCCUACACACGCCCAACAGUGUGCCAGUACUGUAAGAAGCUUCUCAAAGGGCUUUUUAGACAGGGCUUGCAGUGUAAAGAUUGUAGGUUCAAUUGUCACAAGCGCUGUGCACCUAAAGUGCCAAAUAACUGCCUUGGUGAAGUAGCCAUUAACGGAGAUUUGCUUAGUCCUGGUGCUGAGUCAGAUGUGGUCAUGGAAGAGGGAAGUGAUGACAAUGACAGUGAAAGAAAUAGUGGUCUUAUGGAUGACAUGGACGAGUCUAUGGCUCAUGAUUCUGAGAUGUCAAUGACAGGAUGCCACAGUGACAAUGGGGAAAUGCAAGAUCCCGAUCCUGACCAUGAUGAUUCUAACAGAAUGAUCAGCCCUUCAACAAGCAACAAUAUUCCACUAAUGAGAGUGGUGCAAUCUGUCAAGCACACAAAAAGGAAAAGUAGCACAGUAAUGAAGGAGGGAUGGAUGGUUCACUAUACCAGCAAGGACACAAUGAGGAAAAGACACUACUGGAGGCUAGACAGCAAAUGCAUUACACUCUUUCAAAAUGAUACUGGAAGCAAAUAUUACAAGGAAAUUCCAUUAUCUGAAAUUUUGUCCCUGGAACCUGCAAAAAAUUUUUCUUUACUGUCGCAAGAAGCCAAUCCCCAUUGCUUUGAAAUAACCACAGCAAAUAUAAUUUAUUAUGUUGGAGAAAACCUAGAAAACCUCUCAAGUGUACCACUGAAUAAUAGUGUUCUCACCAGUGGCAUUGGUCUGGAUGUUGCAAGAAUGUGGGAGAUGGCAAUUCAGCAUGCUCUGAUGCCUGUCAUUCCUAAAGGGGCUUCGGUUGGAUCAGGACCCAGCCUGCACAGGGAUAUAUCCAUCAGUAUUUCGGUAUCAAACUGCCAGAUUCAAGAAAAUGUGGAUAUUAGUACAGUAUACCAAAUCUUCCCAGAUGAAGUGUUGGGAUCGGGACAAUUUGGAAUUGUUUAUGGAGGAAAACAUCGCAAAACAGGAAGAGAUGUUGCAAUUAAAAUCAUCGACAAACUAAGAUUUCCAACUAAACAAGAAAGCCAACUUCGUAAUGAGGUUGCAAUUUUACAGAACCUUCAUCAUCCUGGUGUAGUAAAUCUGGAGUGUAUGUUUGAGACACCGGAAAGAGUGUUCGUUGUUAUGGAAAAGCUCCAUGGAGACAUGUUGGAGAUGAUCUUGUCAAGUGAAAAAGGCAGAUUGCCAGAACGAAUAACAAAGUUUUUAAUUACCCAGAUCCUUGUUGCCUUGAGGCAUCUUCACUUUAAAAAUAUUGUUCAUUGUGAUCUCAAGCCAGAAAAUGUACUGCUAGCAUCAGCCGAUCCUUUCCCACAGGUAAAACUUUGUGACUUUGGCUUUGCCCGAAUCAUUGGAGAGAAGUCAUUCAGGCGCUCAGUAGUUGGCACACCAGCUUACCUAGCUCCAGAAGUUCUGAGAAACAAAGGCUAUAAUAGGUCUUUGGAUAUGUGGUCUGUGGGUGUCAUUAUUUAUGUGAGCCUUAGUGGUACAUUUCCAUUCAAUGAAGAUGAAGACAUUCAUGACCAAAUCCAGAAUGCUGCUUUCAUGUACCCACCAAAUCCCUGGAAGGAAAUCUCUCAUGAAGCGAUUGAUCUCAUAAAUAAUUUGCUGCAAGUGAAAAUGAGGAAGCGUUACAGUGUGGACAAGACGCUAAGCCACCCAUGGUUACAGGACUAUCAAACCUGGUUAGAUUUAAGAGAGCUUGAAUGUAAAAUCGGAGAACGCUACAUCACCCAUGAAAGCGAUGACUCACGAUGGGAACAGUAUGCAGGAGAGCAUGAUUUGCAGUAUCCAGUACAUCUUAUCAAUCCAAGUGCUAACCACAAUGAAAAUACUGAGCCAGAGGAAGCAGAGAUGAAAGCCCUCAGUGAGCGUGUCAGCAUCCUUUAA
Emys orbicularis (European pond turtle) is the source of this 2691-nucleotide messenger RNA. It is a transcript of the gene PRKD1, whose product is annotated as protein kinase D1. Lineage: Eukaryota; Metazoa; Chordata; Testudines; Emydidae. Gene Ontology annotation, molecular function: ATP binding; protein serine/threonine kinase activity. The record is from RefSeq and is a predicted model, not a curated record. The coding region runs from base 1 to 2691 and encodes 896 amino acids. Gene Ontology annotation, biological process: protein phosphorylation. The transcript has 19 exons.